AUUAGGCGCCACGAGCUCUUCCCCAGGGUGAAGGGUGCUGCCAGCCAGCGCACAUCCAUGCCCUAGGAGGUGAGACUGCGAGCACAUCCACCCGCUAAGGUUCCUAGCUUUCACCUGCGGGUAGGUUUCCGCAGCGCACGUGCAGUGGAUACCCCCACCCCCUUGGGAGGCGGGGUCGUGUUCAGAGCCAAUGAGAGCUUGGGGGGUGGAGGGGUAGGGAAGCUUCCAGAGGCAGACGGGGGAGGAGGUUAUAAAGCGAGUACAGAGUAGCUGGCGGGAUAGCCAUGCAGUCCAAGCGGGAAUGUGAGCUGUGGUGUGAGAGGGUGAAUCCGGAAAACAAGGCAGCUUUGGAGGCAUGGGUCAGGGAGACGGGCAUCCGCCUGGUGCAGGUGAACGGGCAGAGGAAGUAUGGCGGGCCACCCCCAGGCUGGGUGGGCAGCCCGCCGCCGGCCGGCUCAGAGGUGUUUAUCGGGCGGCUGCCCCAAGACGUGUACGAGCACCAGCUGAUCCCACUGUUCCAGCGCGUGGGCCGGCUCUACGAGUUCCGCCUGAUGAUGACUUUCAGCGGCCUAAACCGUGGCUUCGCCUACGCCCGCUACAGUUCGCGGCGCGGCGCCCAGGCCGCCAUCGCCACGCUGCACAACCACCCGCUGCGGCCCUCCUGCCCGCUGCUCGUGUGCCGCAGUACUGAGAAGUGCGAGCUGAGUGUGGACGGGCUGCCUCCGGGGCUGAGUCGCCGCGCGUUGCUGCUCGCGCUGCAGCCCCUGGGUCCCGGCCUGCAGGAGGCGCUGCUGAUGCCCAGCCCUGGGCCAGCGCCCGCGCAAAUUGCGCUGCUGAAGUUCAACUCGCACCGCGCCGCCGCCAUGGCCAAAAAAGCCCUAGUGGAAGGGCAAUCACGCCUCUGUGGAGAGCAGGUGGCCGUGGAGUGGCUCAAGCCAGAUCUGAAGCAGCGACUCCGCCAGCAGCUGGUGGGCCCCUCCCUGCAGUGCCUACAGCCAGAGGGCAGUCGGUUGGCCCUGGCCAGGGACAAGCUAGAGUCCCAAGGGGCUCGGGGUGCCCUGCAACUGUUGUGCCAGCGGAUGAAGCUGGGCAGCCCUGUGUUCCUCACCAAGUGUUUGGGCAUGGGCCCUGCUGGCUGGCACCGCUUCUGGUACCAGGUGGUGAUCCCUGGGCAUCCAGUGCCCUUCAGUGGUCUCAUCUGGGUUGUGCUGGCCCCAGAUGUGCAGAAUGGGCAUGAGAUGGCUAAGGAUGCUGUGUCUGCAAGGUUGCUAGAGGCACUGAGUGCUUCUAGAGCCAGUCUUAUACCGACUGGUGGGGCUGAGGCAGGUACCGUGGUUAAGCAGUGA
Messenger RNA from Panthera uncia (snow leopard), 1346 nucleotides. RefSeq names its product DND microRNA-mediated repression inhibitor 1 (gene DND1). Gene Ontology annotation, molecular function: mRNA binding. Gene Ontology annotation, cellular component: cytoplasm; nucleus. The record is from RefSeq and is a predicted model, not a curated record. Gene Ontology annotation, biological process: negative regulation of miRNA-mediated gene silencing; germ cell development; mRNA stabilization. NCBI's taxonomy places the organism in Eukaryota, Metazoa, Chordata, Mammalia, Carnivora, Felidae. The transcript has 4 exons. The coding region runs from base 285 to 1346 and encodes 353 amino acids.